Achroia grisella is the source of this 1606-nucleotide messenger RNA. RefSeq names its product leucine-rich repeat-containing protein 15. The coding region runs from base 252 to 1466 and encodes 404 amino acids. The record is from RefSeq and is a predicted model, not a curated record. The transcript has 4 exons. NCBI's taxonomy places the organism in Eukaryota, Metazoa, Arthropoda, Insecta, Lepidoptera, Pyralidae.
CGUAGCCGUUACUACAGGGCUUGCCAGUCCGUUCGCCGCGGCUACGACGCACGCUCCUCUCUUUACUCAUCCAACAUUUGUAUCCUACGCAGCGCGAAGCGAUGUUCAUAGACGCGUGAUCGCAUGAUUAUUGCUACUUAACAGUGACAGCUCAAGUGAUUAAUAUUAACAGUAAAACAGGCAGUGGAGGUGUGAUGGAAGUGCUUAGGUGAGGGCGCGCGACGGGCGGGGCGCCUCGCCUGCGCCCGCCCAUGGCUCCCGCUUUCAUAUUUAGAUGGAUGAUGCAGUAUCUGGUGGCUGUGACGAUGAUGGGCACGCUGUGUGGCGCAGGACACACGGCAAUGGCCCCGUCACUGGCGCCGCCCUGUCCCACGCACUGCAUAUGUCUUUCACAAUCACAGGUGGUGUGCAAUAGUGCAACGCUCCGCGGUGUGCCUUCGGCGCUAAGCCCAAGUGUGACACAGCUGUCGCUCUCACGUGCAGAUAUACGUAUUCUUCGUUCGGAUGCGUUCGCACAUUUGAGGCAAUUACGGCGACUUGCACUUGACGCUUGUAACCUGACGCGUAUACGGCCUUUCGCCUUUCGUGGUUUACCACGCCUACGAGAACUAUACAUACAGCAUACACCUCUCGCCACUGUCGAUGCGUUCGCCUUUGCUGCACUUCAGAACAUCAGCUCUAUCAUUCUGACCCAUAACAGAAUAGCGCAAAUCGAAGGGUAUGCAUUCGCUGGAACCAAUUUUAUAAAGCAAAUUUCACUCCGGAAUAAUCCUAUAAAACGCAUUUUAGCUCACGCCUUCUCGGGACUCAAAGAUAUCGUACAAAUAGAACUUCCCUCGGGAAUCAGAUCGAUCGAACCACUGGCUUUUGCAGGCCUAGAAGGAAUUGGUACACUGGAGUUAGCUUAUAUGGACCUCCCAGCAGUAUUGUCCGAUACAUUUCGGGGAUUGACACGUGUUGGACGUCUUGCGUUACGAGAAUCUGACCUAGGAAUUGUUAGAGUCGGCGCUUUUGAUGGUCUGCAGCGUGUUGAAAUACUUGAAAUGUGCAAUAACAAAAUAGACGCUGUCGAGGAGUUGUCAUUAGUACAAAAUAACAGCGUCACAACGUUCAAAUUAACAGGCAAUCAUAUGUUAGAGACACCAGAGUCCGUGGUGUUAGAAGUGGAGGAUAUUGUGAUUCGAGGUAAUCAUUUACCUUGUGAGUGCGGACGGGAUCCUCUAGCAAACCCACUGGCUCUUACACAGGAGUUUGCGGAGGAUAAUUUUUGCAUAUCGCCAUUAAAAGUGCGAGGGCGUAGUUUGGCUAGCGCAGCGGCUGCAGGAGCGGCAUGUCGCGGCGAGUCUGGUGGCAAUGCGAGAGCCCGGGCCGCCGCCGGCGCAGGCGCUGUCCGCCUAGGAUAUGCGCUGGCACUUCCACACUUCGCACUCACGAUGACCGCCUUCGCAUUUUUAGCGAGUAGCUAACUGCCCUCGGUGUUCAAUUAUUAUGUAUCCAUUUGUAAAUAUUGUAAUAUAUCUAAUCAAGUAUAAUUAUGCGAAGUUUUACAUUGAAUGGGUCCGUUCAUUGAGUAUACGUUGGACCAUGAAUAAAAUUUGCCUUUCAA